AGCGGACACCACUGGGCCUGGCGCACGGGAUUGAAAGUCUGAGUGCAUGUGGUGUCCCUUAAAGAGAAGCGCCGAUCAGACGGCACAGACUUUUCUCCAUUGAAGAAUCAGCGAGAUGAAGAACAGCGCCAAACCGGCACCAUGCGCUCCAGGCUCCCAAGGACCGCCUGCCUACUGCGAAUCAUUGCACUCUGCAUCCUUCUCUCGCACACUGCAGCUUAUUUUGGGCUGACAGGUCGGGAACCUUUGGUGUUUUUACCAGGACCGUUUUCCAAUGAAGCUCCAACAGGAAAGGCCCACCUGAAGCAGUGCGAGCAAAUGACUCUGACCAGGCGGCAGAAGAGACUCUGUCGCAGGGAGCCUGGUUUGGCCGAGACGCUCCGGGAGUCGGUGCGUCUCAGCCUGCUGGAGUGUCGGUAUCAGUUCAGGAACGAGCGCUGGAACUGCAGUCUGGAUGGCAGGGGAAGCCUCCUGAAAAGAGCAUUCAAGGAGACUGCCUUCCUGCUGGCGGUGUCCUCUGCAGCACUGACCCAUGCACUCGCCAAAGCGUGCAGUUCAGGCCGGAUGGAGAGGUGCACGUGUGACGACUCCCCCGGCAUCCAGCACCGAGAGGCCUGGCAGUGGGGGAUCUGUGGCGACAACCUGAAAUACAGCACCAAGUUUCUCAAGAAGUUCCUCGGCCAGAAGAGGGUCAGCAAGGACCUGAGGGCUCAGGUCGAUGCCCACAACAUCAACGUUGGAAUUCGGGCAGUGAAGAGCGGACUGAAAACAACCUGCAAGUGUCACGGCGUCUCCGGCUCUUGUGCCGUACGGACUUGCUGGAAGCAGCUGUCGCCCUUUCACGACACCGGACGGCUGCUGAAGUAUCGAUACGACACCUCUGUCCGAGUGCUGAGUGUCACCAACACGGCCACCGGGGAGACCGAGCUCGCGGGCCCCCGUCGCCACGGCCAGAGCCUCCGCACUACUGACCUGGUCUACCUGGAAGACUCCCCCAGCUUCUGCAGGCCCUCCCGCUACUCCCCCGGUACAGGCGGCCGGUCGUGCGCCAAAGACACGAGCUGUCAGAGUUUGUGCUGCGGACGUGGUUAUAACACGGCCAUGCGCCUCACCAGCCUGUCCUGCCACUGCCAGGUACGCUGGUGCUGCCACGUGGAGUGUCAGACCUGUGUGAGAGAGGAGGAGGUGUACACCUGCAAAAACGCAUGAACAAAUGAUGAGAUAGAAACUAUAAAGGCAGGGUGCAAAGACUUGAGAAGGAUGCUCAUCAUUGAACUUGGAUGUAGAGACAAUACACUGAGGGAUCUCCACUCUGACUUGCAUGUUAUUUUGGGAGGAAAUAUACAAAUGUAACACUAUAAUAUCGCUAAUCAUCACUGAUUUGACAUGCAACAGCUUACUCGUAGGUGAGGAAGUUUUCCAACUAGCCUGCUUUUCUCUCGCUGGAUGCACUGAAAUCCCGCUCUUCUGGGAAGGAGGGAAACAAGCUCUUAAAACAGGUACUGGACUGGACUGGAGGCCACCAGCAGUACAAGCCCCGUCUGCAGGGGAGCUCUGACAAUGACUGCUGUGUUGCAGUCGUCCCCCUCUCCAUUUGACUAUUUAUUGUUCCAGUCUUUGUGUCUGUUGUACUGCUGCUUUAUACUUUAAUUCUUUUAAUCAAGUGUUGCCAAUAAGGCUAAAGUGGCCUUAAAAGGAAUCUACCUGUCUGUCUUUCUGUCUGCUGUGUUGUAUUUUCUGCUGUGGAGAAGUUCUUUUAACGAGUAAAAAGCACUUAAGUUGCUCUUGCUACAUAUUACUCAAAUAAAUCCUAGUUAAUGUUUAGGUGUAGAUAUAGAUAGAAUCACUGGAACCUGUGUUGAUGCCGCUGAUAUACAUUGCAACUCCAUGCAUUAACAGGGUCAUUGUGCAAAGACAGAAGCUGGGUUUCAGUUGCUCUUAUGGAAAUGUCUAUGGAAAUCUCUACAUGUCGACUAAUGUGUGCACGGCAGAACAAAGGGAAAUGCCCGAGGUAAUAGUGAGGGAAACACCAAACACUGUCUUUGAAAAUCACUUAAAAAAAGAAUGGAAAAAAAACAAACAAACAAGUUGUCACCAUACCAGCCUUGCUCUACUAUUUCUGCUAUUUAUAGAACUUGCUUUACUUUCAAGUUUAAAAUUGCCUGAAUUUGAACCAUUUGGUCUUCAAAGUCUCAUUUAGUCUUUGUUCUAAAUGCCUUUGAAGAAGCCCAAUCAUGCUCCUUAAUUCCCCAAAUUGCCAAUCAAAGAAAAUCACCAUGUUUACCCCCUCUUGAUACUUAAAUCUACUCUUUGUGUCCAUAUGUGCAGGUCAAAAGUGCACGUCAGACCCCAAAGGUUCAUUUUUAUUGGCCAGUUAAUGGUUCGACUGAGGGAUUAUGAAACUGUAUAUAUGAUAUGAAUAUAACUCAUGUCAGGGCUCCAGGCAUCUGACAAUGUGGAAUCGUUACUUUCUACCUCACUUCAUCUUUUGGCAAAUAUCAGUAAGAUUUAUGAGCUAUGAGUUAUUCUCUCUGUAGAUACAUGUCUUUCCCUCUCCAUUAAAUAUAUUUUAGAUGUU
Molecule: messenger RNA, 2578 nt
Organism: Amphiprion ocellaris (clown anemonefish)
Lineage: Eukaryota; Metazoa; Chordata; Actinopteri; Pomacentridae
Gene: wnt9b
Product: wingless-type MMTV integration site family, member 9B
Exons: 4
Coding region: 142-1209 (355 amino acids)
Biological process (GO): canonical Wnt signaling pathway; neuron differentiation; cell fate commitment
Cellular component (GO): extracellular region
Molecular function (GO): cytokine activity; frizzled binding
Source: RefSeq, a predicted model, not a curated record